AUGAGCGCGCCCAUCACUCGCAACGAAUGGAAUGCAAAGCUCAAGCACGCACAGGACCAGGCGCAACGGGCCACCAAGGCCGAGCUGGCCCGCAACUUCUCGGAAGCCUUCGAGCUCUAUGUCCGGUCGGGCCAGCUCUUCCUUUGGCUGCUGUCCAACUUUCCAAACACCAGCAACAAUGCCUCUUUGACAGCACCUAGACAGAUAGACGGCUUCGGCUCCAGCCCAUCGAGAGCAGGAGCUGACUCCACCUCGACCAGCCCAAUUGUUGAUGGUGGUUCCUUCGGCGCAGGUGACGGCUCAACUCGCGAGCGUCUCAAGCAAAUGGCGACCAAGGUCAUGGCUCGAGCUGAAAAGAUCAAAUCACUACACAAGGACUUGCGGCCUGUCGAUCGCGAUGCUCUGAGUCAAGAAGAGCAGUCUACCAUUCUUGUCAGCUCGUCUCUGAUCAACGGCCACCGGUACCCAAUAUGGAAUGGCGCCCCAUCUCCCAUUCAAAUUGCCACUCGCUCAACGAUCAUCGACAAGGAGCAACCAUCACUAUCACCGAUUCAGCUUCGCAAGCGUACAGUCUACCAGAGAGCCUCGCAGAUCAAUGCAAACGAUGAUCAGAGCUGGUCGACGAGUCUCAAAGGCAGCGACAUCGUCCAGGACAUCGUCACUGACUGCUCCUUCGUCGCCGCCCUGGAAGUUGCCGCUGAGCACGAUCGCAUCUUUGGUGGGAAGCUAGCAACUUCGGCACUAUACCCAAAAGAUUCGUCCGGCCGCAUAGAGCCGAGCUCUGACGGUCAAUAUCACGCCAAGCUUCACAUCAACGGCACACCACGUCAGGUGUCCAUCGACGACCAUCUCCCUUACUAUCCUUCCGAGGCCUCAUCAUCUUCGCCUACAGCAUCGAAUUCGGCUGUCCACCCAUACCGCUUGAUGUGCGCGACUUCACGCUCCGGAAAAGCCAUCUGGCCGGCUCUGCUCGAGAAAGCAUACCUCAAAGUCAUGGGCGGCUAUGACUUUGCCGGUUCCAAUAGCAGCAUCGACCUCUAUGCAUUGACUGGCUGGCUGCCGGAACACAUCUUCCUUCGCCAUGCCGGUUUCCAACGCGAGAAGUCGUGGCAGAGAAUUCACGAUGCGUGGAAUGCUGGUCUAUGCAUGGCCACCGCAGGGACCGGCAAGAAGCCUUGUCGCAAAAAGGAAGAGGCUGGUAGCCAGAUUGACGACAAUAUCGACAACAUCACGCUCGACUCGGGCCUGAUCUCCAGCCACAACUAUGCAAUCUUGGAUGUGCGCACGAGUGGGAAUCGCCGCUACGUCAAGCUGAUGAAUCCAUGGCGCACUGCCGCUGGCAUCAGACCCGCAUUCGCCAUCUCGGAGGAAGAAGAGCAGCGUGUUUACGCCAGCUCAUCGCUGAAGGAAAAGUUGGGAGGUGUCGAGCUGGACGCGGAAGAGAAAGAGGCUGAGGUUCCAUUGACCUUCACGGUCUCGUGGGACGAUUUCUGCAGUCACUUCGACUCGCUGUUUCUCAAUUGGGAUCCCGAGAUGUUCGACAAGAGCGUCACGGUGCACUCAUGCUGGCGAGGCGACCCCUCUUCUCAGUCGCCAGGAGCUCCAACAUCAGGCUCGAAGCAGUUUGACCCCCAUUUCAGGCUAUCUAUCGCUCUUCCUCCCGGCCAGAGCAGCAGCGCCGAGGCGGCCGCCAGCGAUCCCUCUGCUGAAGUCUGGGUCCUCCUGACACGACACAUCACCACCACCAGGCCAACUCAGGGGGCAGUCACGGACACCGCAGAGGCACCCACAGAAUACAUUGCGAUCCAUGCCUUCGAGGAUGACCAUCAUUCCUCCGACAGCGAAAGCUCCACUACGAGCGCUGCUCCUGCUCUGCGUCAGGCCAAGCACAAGGGUGCGUUUGUAGAUGGAACGCAUGUCCUCGUGCGCCUCAAGCCUUCUGCUCUGCGCGAAAGAACCCCAACACAGUCCAAACACGCCGCCAGCCCCGAGCGAGGGCCCCAGCAAUGCAGCUUCACCAUUGUCGUGCCGCGCCGCAGCGAGCCCACAUCGUCAACCGGAACGCCGCAGCAGAAUACAGUCAAGGACACCAACUACACCUUGUCCGUCUUUUCACGGUAUCCGAUGGAGCUCUCCGAGCUCCGGACUCGAUUGCCGUACUGCGAAACGAUCAGCGGCUCUUGGACAACCCGCACUGCAGGAGGGAACGCGACGCUGGCAUCCUUCCUGUCCAACCCGCAGUACACGUUGGUAAUCCCCGCCAACCAGGGCGAAGUGCAGCUGCAGCUCACGCUCGAGUCCGCCGACCGACGCAUCCCGGUUCAAGUGCUUCUCACCUAUCCUGGCACCGGGACUGGCCGCGUGACGCAUCUGACCGAGGGCGACGUCGUGUUGAGCAGCGGGAUGUACCAUCACGGUAUGGCGCUGUGCUCCACCUCCCAACCCGGCAAUUCCGGUCCCGCCCUGCGACCCGGAACCUAUACGCUGAUCGCCUCGACCUUCGACGCCGGUAUCCUGGGCGACUUUUCGUUGCGAAUCGAGUCGACCCGCCCCGUGCAGCUGCGACCCAUCCCGCAGGAAGGAGCGGGAAUGUUCCAUCGCCGACUCACGUCCCGCUGGACGCGCGGUGUCAACGCGUGUGGAUCGCCUACCAACAGGGCCUACUUUGACAAUCCGGGCUGGCGCUUCACCCUCGAUCGCCCGGGACUCACCGGUCUUGUCGCCCGGAUUCGAGUCGAGGCACCAAGGACAGAGGCGGUGAGACCGUACGUCAACCUGGCCCUGUUCGCCGAAAGUGGGGGUUUCAAGGAGGUCGCCAGCAGCGGCAGCUAUACGGACCUCACGUGCGGCGCAAGCGUAGAUACCAGGCUGCCAGCAGGGACGUAUCGGUUGAUCGCAUCGACCUACCAGCCAGGAACGCAGGCGGACUUCACGGUGGAUCUGUACACUGCGGCCAAGGUCGACGUGGUCCCUCUCUAG
Kalmanozyma brasiliensis GHG001 is the source of this 2979-nucleotide messenger RNA. RefSeq names its product Peptidase C2, calpain, large subunit, domain III. NCBI's taxonomy places the organism in Eukaryota, Fungi, Basidiomycota, Ustilaginomycetes, Ustilaginales. The transcript has a single exon. Bases 1 to 2979 code for a protein of 992 amino acids. Gene Ontology annotation, molecular function: calcium-dependent cysteine-type endopeptidase activity. Gene Ontology annotation, biological process: proteolysis. The record is from RefSeq and is a predicted model, not a curated record.